GCUUGCAUGUUACAGGAAACAGACAAACGCGUCCUUUUGCAAAUGAAAGAAACCACCAUCAUGUCAGAGAACGACAACCAAAAAACCUUCACCAUGGAUUCUACUUUUCUCAAAUCCAGAAGGGGAAUAGUAAAAGUGGCAGAGACGGUGACCCUGUUUGUUUCGUUUGUGUGCUUCGCUACUGCCUCCACUCCAACAUACCUUGCAGCCACAGUGCUGGAGUUUCUGAUCACUGGACUUUUGCUGCUUUUCUACCAACUGAAACUCAACAAGAGGUUCACCUUCCUCUUUUGGCCCAUCGUUGAUGUUUUCAAUUCAGUGUUUGCAGCAGUCUACCUUAUUGUCUUGAGCCUAAUGGCUCUGACUUCAUACCCUAUCACAGGAUCCCUGGUUGGAGGGGCGGUGUGUCUAAUAUCAGCUGGACUUCUGUCUGCAGAUGGCUAUAUGCUUUUCAAGAACAUCACCUUCAACAAAUCAAGAAAUGAAACCAAGAAUCAAACCAAUGAAUGAAAAGUAGCUUGUUUUAAAUGAAAGAAGGCUCUAGAAUGUAGAAACUAAAGUUUAUCUGUUCUGUAUGUGGAGAUCAUUUCACACUUAUUGUUUUUUUCUGCUGCUCUUUCCUACACAUAUAAAAAACAAUUAAAGUCCUUUCUUGCAAUAGUUACACUAAAUAUUUAGUUGUGAUAUUUGUUACAUUUUCUGUUACAUAAACUGUACUAUGCAUUUAUUGUCAUGCUGGGCUUUAAGGUUCUGACCCACAUGCAGAGACAACUUAAGAGCCAAGAGUAAAAGUUAAGAAGUUUAUUGUGGUUUGCAAAACCACAGACAGAGAUAUACAGCUGGGUUACACAGUUGGACCUCAGCGGACUGGUGAACCGGAACCGGAAACUCUGAAGGGGAGAUCAAAAUGAUCAGUUCAGGAACCAUAGGAAAAAAAACACAAAAAACAACCCACACAAACUGGAAUCCUAACAUUUAUAACUUAGCUUGAAGUUAAAUAUGCUGAAAAAUGGCUCAUGUUUGUAAUUUCUUAGGGAAAAAAUACAUUAAUAUGAAACUUUUAAAACU
Molecule: messenger RNA, 1068 nt
Organism: Cyprinodon variegatus (sheepshead minnow)
Lineage: Eukaryota; Metazoa; Chordata; Actinopteri; Cyprinodontiformes; Cyprinodontidae
Product: proteolipid protein 2-like
Exons: 4
Coding region: 7-510 (167 amino acids)
Cellular component (GO): membrane
Source: RefSeq, a predicted model, not a curated record